CAGUUCUUCAGUGCAAGGAGUCGUGUGCUGUUGCAGUGCGGGCGGUCGCAGAAAUGCCUCGCCGUCACAAGGAAUACAACGUGAAAAGUUCUAAAUGUUUCUCAGUGCCAGAGAUUCUGAAACCGAAAGUUGCUGCUAAGUGCUCCGAACUUCAGCAGCGCAAGAGAGCCGCGGCGGUGGGCGAAGGACGCGCCCCAGUCGUUUUUCAAGAAACUGGUGGACUUUUGGGGCACCUUGUUGGAAGGCACAGGAAAAUAUCACCAGGUCUAAUGCCCCCUGGAUCUCCAGGAAUAUUUCGGCGAAAAUCAUCCAAUGCCGAUCUUCCGCCGUUUACGACUUGCUCCCAGUCCGCUAGAGCGAGUAUUGGUGACAUUCUUGCCCACAAGAUGGCGGUAACUGGUGCAGGCGUAACACCACAAGGUUGGCCCAACACGAAAGAUGAUUAUGAACUGAAGGAAGUAAUUGGUGUUGGUGCAACUGCAGUGGUCCAUGGUGCCUUCUGUAAACCAAGACAAGAAAAAUGUGCCAUCAAACGAAUAAAUCUCGAAAAAUGGAACACGAGCAUGGAUGAAUUAUUGAAGGAAAUUCAGGCCAUGUCUUCAUGCAACCAUGAAAAUGUUGUGACGUACUAUACAAGCUUUGUGGUUCGUGAAGAACUGUGGUUAGUGCUUCGUUUGUUGGAGGGAGGCUCACUGCUGGACAUAAUUAAGCACAAAACGCGUUCCUCCAAUUGUCAUCAUGGCGUCUUUGAUGAGUCUACCAUCGCCACUGUUCUCAAGGAAGUACUAAAAGGGCUGGAGUACUUUCACAGCAAUGGGCAAAUUCACAGAGACAUUAAAGCCGGCAACAUUCUACUGGGAGAGGAUGGAACUGUGCAGAUUGCAGACUUUGGGGUGUCGGCAUGGCUGGCUACAGGCAGGGACCUUUCCAGACAAAAAGUGCGGCACACGUUUGUUGGAACGCCGUGUUGGAUGGCGCCAGAAGUUAUGGAACAAGACCAUGGCUACGACUUCAAAGCAGACAUUUGGUCAUUUGGAAUCACAGCGAUUGAAAUGGCAACAGGAACCGCCCCCUACCAUAAGUACCCACCUAUGAAAGUCCUGAUGUUAACACUUCAGAAUGACCCUCCGACACUUGAUACUGGAGCGGAAGAAAAGGAUCAGUACAAAGCGUAUGGCAAAACGUUUCGCAAGAUGAUUGUCGACUGCCUUCAGAAAGACCCGUCAAAAAGGCCGACAGCAACCGAGCUCUUGAAACACCCCUUCUUCAAGAAAGCGAAGGACAGAAAAUAUCUUCAGCAGACAUUAGUAGCCAUUGGCCCAAGCUUAGAAACAAGAGUACAAAAAGCGUCAAAACGGCAGCCUGGAACAUCAGGGCGACUUCAUCGAACCGUAACAGGCGAGUGGGUUUGGUCCUCAGAGGAAGAAGGUGGUGAAUCUUCAGAUGAUGAGUGUGGGGAGAAGCCAAUGAAUAACAUUGAAACAGUUGGAUCGUCAGGCAGUGAGAAGGACUUGACUGACACAGAGGGCAGUGCUGGUACUGGGACAGGCACGAGAACAAGUGAAAUUAUGGGGCCCGAUGUCGCACAGGAUAACUUGUGUCGGAUGCAGGCCCAUGCAGUUCCUCCAGUGAAUCUUGUACUCAGAAUGAGGAAUCCAAAACGAGAGUUGAACGACAUUCGGUUUGAAUUUGCCGUGGGGAAAGAUUCGGCCGAGGGCAUAGCGUCUGAGCUGGUUGGGGCAGGCCUGGUGGAUGGCAGGGAUAUUGUUGUCAUUGCUGCAAACCUUCAGAAACUUAUAGACAGUGGAGGACAGCUCCGCACUGUCACCUUCCCCCUGAACUCUGGUUAUGCAAGCAAUGAAGUUCCUGAUGAUAAAGCAUUGAUUGGUUUUGCUCAAAUCUCCGUAACGGACUAACGCGUAAAGAAGAUGGAGCCGUGAAAUGCCACGUGCGAUUUUGCUAUGUAAACGUGGUGGUUGCUUGCGUUCAUUUUAUGAUUCCUAAAUGCAGUUGUGUAGGAAUCAAGAAUAAAGAGUGUGAAAGAGGAAUGGAACUCUGUACUUCUCACGGAUAGUGCAGGAAGUUCUUCGGCGGAACAUUUAAAAUAAUUGCGCACGUGGCUUUUUGUUUCACGCAGAUUAUACGUAAAAAAUGUUUUGUUGCAAUACAGGUCCAUGUUCAUAGAGCACUGGCCAAGUAAGUUAUCGGAGAGUGUGAUAGAUGAGAAUGCCAAGUACUUACAAUACCAUACUUUAUAACUUUAUUACGGUUAUUCUAGACAUAUUCUUUGAUUUGCGGUUAGUGUAUUUAUGAUACAGGAAACUAGAAUGAUGAACUAGUAAAAUUCUCACUCCAGAAUCAGUUGCAUUUGUCUGCUCUCCAUUGUAGCAGAUAAAUUAUUCCUAAAUAAAUGAUCUAAUGUAAUGGAAUUUAGAUUUGCAUUAACAGAUGGCAACUGAGAGCAGAAGGCGGUGUUCGUAUUUUGAUUUUGGAGCAGAGUCUUUGCAUCUGAAGUAUCGGCUUAUAAGUGGAAAAGGUUCAAGAUUUUUUUUAUAAUUCGCUUGUGCUGGUUAAGUUGUAAAUUGAGUCUCUUACAAAAAUAAAAUACAAUUUCUGUAAAUUGGUGACACCGAUUUUUUGACGUUUGCUUGUGGUGCACAUCGAUUAUAGCCGUAUAACUAAGUUUCCAUGUUCACUGAAGUCACUUUGUAGAUAUAUUAACUAUAUUAUUAUAUUUUGUUAUGUAAAUGCAGGAAUAAUGCCCACAAGAUUGAUUAUUCUUUCUUGUAUGUACUUUGGAAGCAUGUUUUGUCUUAGCAAUUUGUGAACGUGCCAACUUGCUGGUAACCCUGAGAUUCUGCCAGUCCAAAGCCUCAUAACUCCUAGAGUUUCUCUGAGAUCCUCAGUCUUCCAAGUGCCUGAUUUUGUCCAAAAAAUUCUCUGUGCCUUUCGUGUUUGCCCUGUCAUCUCAGCCACCUUAAUUUUGCUAAUCGAACAACGCUGAAUGGGCUGUUUAAAUUGUCAAAGUUCUCUGUUAUGUAAUAUUUCCAUCCCAGACUUUUAACCUUUUUAAUCUAUUGUUUUAUUUGUAUAUUUUGAAAUUAAUAUAUUAUAUUUAUUUUCCUCAAAGCUACAAGUGUGUGUAUAUUAGCAGUAAUUAGGUUUAGUACUUUUGUGAUUGGGUACUUCCACUUUUAUAUUGACUGUCAGUUUUAGGUUAGGUUACCAAAAGCAACAAAUUAUCAAUAGUCUGAGCACAGGUAUUUUUUGAAAUGCCACAAAAUUAACCUCGGGCUUGUUUGAAAGGUGUCUUCAAAAUGCGAAUACAACCUCCAAAUAUUUCCUUUAUUCGACUUGUUGAAGUUAGGCAGAAAGCAUGCUCUAGAUGUAUGAAUCCUUCAAGAAGUUCCCACUUUGAUUCUCUAUUGUAGUUCUUAGUGUUUUCAUCUGGCAUUUCUUGUUAUGUUCUUUGCCGUGUUUAUGAAAAUGUUGUGAUCUUGUCUUCAAAUAUGUGACAACUUUUUCUUCUUAUUCUCUCCUUCACGGUCAUUUUCAUAUGUCAUUUGACACUACAUAAUGUCUGCAGUUGAUACACCAUUAUUAAAUAACUUUUAACUUUAUUCCUAGUCAGAAGGCAAAAUUAUUGGACAGUGAAUGUGGUGACGACAUGCCAGCCGCUGUGCGUAUUUAAUUACGUGGUUACAGAUGAAAGUCCAGUAAAUACUGUGCAGUACUGAUAUGAAAUUUAACCGCUUCUGGUGAUUUGACAUUAACGGUUUUAAGGGUAGUAAAGGCAUUUGGCUUUUCCUUUCCUGUUCCAACAGAAAAACGUUUGUGCAGACAGGCGUGGGUUUAAUAUUGAUGUUCGUCUUGUUACUAUAUAAAUUAAGCCUGAACAUGGCAUGACCACGUGUCAUUAGGUACAGCCCUUGGUGUGCGGAUUAAAGUUUUGGCAAUGGCAUCAAAGAAUUUGUAACAACUUGUAAAUUAUUUUGUCAGGUAUAAACAACAGUAGUGUGGUUAGUACUUUGGUCUGUGAACCGUGGUUCUUAUGCCAUAGUGGCCUGAAACGUUUCAUAGGUGAGUGCCCAUUUCUUCAUCUCAUAUUCUGAAAUUACAGCAAACCUUCCUUUUUCAUGAGCAUUACCCACUGUGAAACACUGGCCUAGUAAUUACGAGUUACAUCUUUCACUGCUGCAUGCAGCAACAAGUGUUAUUGGUGGUGAAGACGAGUGCUUUGUACGUGUGUUGAUAUCACGAUGUCAUUGGGAGAAAUUUAGAUAAUGCAAAGUGACUUGACUGUUCAUGGAAACAUGGUGUUUGUUACAUGCAUUUUUUCCCUGUCACUUUGAAUAAAAUACUUGCCACUUUUUAAAUUAUAAAAUUCUUCACAAAGUGUGAAAGCAGAGAAAAUGGCCUAUUAUUAGUUUUAGGAUAGUAGUACAUUUGACCAUUGACCUAUAUGAAACAAACAAUGCUAGAAGAAAUACAUUUGAGACUGAGAGUAACUAAAAUUAAUUUUUUGGGGGAUGUUGGAUGAUGCUAAUCUGAUACAAUGUAAAAGUAUUGUAUGUGCCUUAUGUUAUUCUUUCAUUUGCAAAAUAGCGUGCACGUAUUUGAAACUGGUUUCUCAGUUUAUUUAAUGGUUACAUAUGAAAGCUUUCAUAUUUAAAAAUGAUAGGAAAGUUUUCUGCUUAGGGAUUCUAAAUUUAUAAAUUCAGUAUUUGUUUAAGUUAUAAAUGCUAUGUAAUGUUGGGUGGUGCUGCAUCUUAUAAUUCUUUUCACUCUUGAAUGAAGGUUUUGUUGCGUCCUGGUGGUCAGGACACAUCGUUCUUGCAGUGAAAAGGUUACAAGAGUUCCUGUCUUCACAGAAGUAAAGAAUUCAAGACACUUCAAAAUAGAGAAAAUGGCUGUACAUAAGUGUGUUAAUGUGUAGGUGGGUUGAACAGAGUGUACGCGUUCAUGUGUUUCGCUUUGGCAUGUCCAACGUACUGCAUUUUCUCAUUAUCUGGUCGGACUAAUUUGAGAUUGUGUGCGCAUAUGAAAUAAAAUAAAGAUGGAUCUUGAUAUUUCCUGUAGUAAAGGUGGUGUGAAGGACUCUUUAUAGGCCUACAGAAAUUCUUACCAGUUAGGUAUCGUGUUAUGUGUACAGUAAUUAUAUUCAAUUUGAUGAUGUGCUGUGGUUAUGAUCAGUUGUAAAAAUGUGGAAAUAUCUGUCCCUCAGGUUUGUGGGGUGGAAAGAAAGUAAAUAAAUGUGUGAUAAUGUGUUUAUGAUGCAACACCACUCCAUGUUUCUCUGCUGAAUCAACAUUGUACGUUCCAAGCACUCUGCAAGUAUUUGAGAUAUAAAUUCUACUUUGUGAUGCAUUGUAGCCAUUUUAAAAAGAUCUGCUCAAUACACUGCUGAUAGAUUAU
Molecule: messenger RNA, 5415 nt
Organism: Zootermopsis nevadensis
Lineage: Eukaryota; Metazoa; Arthropoda; Insecta; Blattodea; Termopsidae
Gene: fray
Product: oxidative stress responsive kinase frayed
Biological process (GO): protein phosphorylation
Cellular component (GO): cytoplasm
Molecular function (GO): ATP binding; protein serine/threonine kinase activity
Source: RefSeq, a predicted model, not a curated record